Anolis carolinensis (green anole) is the source of this 3057-nucleotide messenger RNA. RefSeq names its product FAM20A golgi associated secretory pathway pseudokinase (gene fam20a). Gene Ontology annotation, molecular function: protein serine/threonine kinase activator activity. Gene Ontology annotation, cellular component: Golgi apparatus. Bases 579 to 2171 code for a protein of 530 amino acids. Gene Ontology annotation, biological process: enamel mineralization. The transcript has 11 exons. NCBI's taxonomy places the organism in Eukaryota, Metazoa, Chordata, Lepidosauria, Squamata, Anolidae. The record is from RefSeq and is a predicted model, not a curated record.
GGCAUUGAACUGAAGGGGGAGGAGAAAAGGAAAGAGGGGAGAAAGAGGAGGCGGAGAGGAGGAGGAAGAGAAGAAGGGAGGAAGAGAAAGAGGGGAGAAAGAGGAGGCGGAGAGGAGGAGGAAGAGAAGAAGGGAGGAAGAGAAAGAGGGGAGAAAGAGGAGGCGGAGAGGAGGAGGAAGAAGAAGGGAGAAAGAGGAAGAGGAGAAGAAGAGAGGAAGGGGGGAGGAGGAGAGAAAGAAGAGAAGUAGAAGGGAGGAAGAGAAAGAGGGGAGGAGGGAGACAGGAGAAUAACACAGGAAGAGAGGAAGAGGGGAGGUGGAGGAGAAGGAAAAGGGGAGGACUAGAGAGGGAGAGGUCAGGUUGGUGCUGCUGGUCCUAGUCCUACUCCCUCCUUGUUGAGGAGCUCCAUCCUUCUGAGGCAGACCUGGGAGGAGGAGGGAGGAGAGACGCUUUGGCCAAGGCUCCUCCAGCUGGGACCCACCUCCGCAGCCCUGCCGGCUCCUUCCACCUGUUCUGUCCGCGGGGCAGAGUCCCUCUCGUCCGCCUCCUCCUCCUCGUCCUCCUCCUCUUUGAAGCCAUGCCGGGGCUCCGCCGCGACCGCCUGCUGCUGCUGCUGCUCCUGGGGCUGCUCCUCUGCGCAGACCUCUACUUCCACCUCUGGCCCCAAGUGCGGCGCCGCUUCGCCCCGGAGCCCGAGGGGGAGACCCGCUGCUCCUGCCCAGGACGAGGAGGAGACCGGGGAGAAGGCACCGCUUCCCCUGCUGCUCCUUCUCCCGCAGCCUCCCCAGCGCCGCCGCUGCCCGAUGGGACGGAGGAGCCCCGGCAUUCGCGCUCCAAGCUGCGCCGCCUCUUCGCGCACCCGCUCUACAGCGGCCCCGAGUGGCCGGCCGAGGAACUGCUCAGCGGGCAGGAGGCGCUGCGCUACUACAAGAGGAAGGUGGCCCGCUGGAACAGGAGACACAAGGUGUAUCGAGAGGAGCGCAACCUCACCUUGGACUCCAUGGUUCAACUCAGACAGGAGGCAAGUUGGCUCCAGUUUCACCUCGGCAUCAAUCGCCAAGCCCUGUAUCCACGGGACAGCCCAGCUAUUGACCAACUUUUGGAAGACGUACAAGUUUUGAACACCGUCAGUGCUGAUUACAGCCAGGAUGAGAAAGCAUUGCUAGGCGUCUGUGACUGCACGCAAAUUGUCAAGCCCAGUGGUGUGCAUCUGAAACUUGUACUUCGAUUCCAGGACUUUGGCAAAGCCAUGUUCAAACCUAUGAGACAGAAACGUGAUGAGGAGACUCCAGAAGAUUUCUUCUAUUUUGUUGACUUUCAAAGACACAAUGCAGAAAUUGCUGCCUUCCACCUUGACAGGAUUCUGGAUUUCCGUCGUGUUCCUCCAGUGGUUGGGAGAGUGAUAAACAUUACUAAGGAGAUUUUAGAGAUCACCAAGAAUGAAAUCCUCCAGAGUGUCUUUUUCAUUUCACCAGCCAGCAAUGUCUGUUUCUUUGCCAAGUGCCCUUACAUGUGCAAGACGGAAUAUGCUGUAUGCGGGAACCCUCACCUGCUGGAAGGAUCCCUCUCUGUUUUCCUGCCUUCCCUCAAUUUGGCACCCAGACUCUCCAUCCCCAAUCCGUGGAUACGAUCCUACACUUUUGCUGGAAAAGAGGAGUGGGAAGUGAAUCCCCUUUAUUGCAAUACAGUGAAGGAGAUUUAUCCUUACAACACUGGGAGCCGGCUACUCAAUAUCAUUGACAUGGCAAUCUUUGACUUUUUAAUAGGCAAUAUGGACCGUCAUCAUUAUGAGAUGUUCACCAAGUUUGGAGAUGAUGGCUUUUUGCUCCACUUGGACAACGCAAGAGGAUUUGGGAAGCACUCCCAUGAUGAGAUCUCCAUUUUGGCUCCCCUGGAACAGUGUUGCAUAAUAAAGAAGACAACAUUAUUACGACUGCAGCUCUUAGCUCAGCCAGACUACAAGCUCAGUGAUAUCAUGCGGGAGUCCCUGAUGCGGGACCGCCUGACACCAGUACUCACAGAGCCACACCUUUUGGCACUGGACAGGAGGUUACACAUCAUCUUGAAGACAGUGGAGAAAUGUAUAGAGGCCAAUGGAGAAGAUAUUGUUGCGGUUGACACCAGACCUCUAGAGAUGCCCAUCUUUGACAGAGUGACGCAGCCAAGCUAGAACUUGCUGGAAAUUAGACUCUACGCUUUCAAUGAAAUGCUCUUUUAUCCUGGACAAAUGGGAGAAAUGGGCAAUGGGGGAGACCUCUAGAAGGUCACAUUUGUCUAAGUGGAAGGCUGGUUAGGUGGUCACAAUGGUAAAAUUGCUCAGAUUUCGUUUUUAUAUCUUGGAACCUUGCUCGCUCCCAUUCCAGGGACCUUGGUGCGUCUUCUCCAAAAGAUGUGAAAGCACUUUCUAGAUGAAGACCAUGUACUUUUGGAUAUUGGGUGCACCUCGUCCAAAAGAUGUGAAAACACACUCUAACUGAAGACGGUGUGCUUUUGGGUUUGAGAUCUGUCUAAGCACUUGCAGUCUUAGGAGGUGUAUGAUUAGAACUUAACUGGUGGCUUGAAUAAAAAAGGAUCAAUGGAAGGAACGCAUGGUUACCAUCCAUCUGAGCAUCUACAGCAAACAUGAGGAUUGUCAGCAACCCUUGGCAGUCAUAUUAGGAAAAUUGGCAGCCUUGACAAAGACAAAAUUAAAGUGGGCUAGCAUAGCAUAAUUUCACAGUCUUCUCAGUGAUGGUAUGUGGUGAGAUGAUAAAUGCAACCCAAGUUGCAGAGAAGAAUGAGAGUUAAAAGAGGCUGUUCAGAGAAUACAACCUGGCAUGUCCCUAGGCUGCUGCACAGAGAUUUGUUUUAUUUUGUGCCAUGGAUGUGUGUUGCCUCUAGGGACCUCACUACUAUGCCAAUAAAGGGUGAUAAGAACUGUAGUGUAAUACUACCGUGAAGGCUACAUGCUUCCCACCUCUGUAAUUAUUCAUUAACUACUUUGCAUUGUGUUGCUUCUGUUGAACUUCUGGAAAAAGUGGAGAAAGAUGUCCUUAAAGUAAGUGCAAAGCACACAA